AUGCAUGAUAUCCCAGUUCAGCUUCAGCCUACUGGAAGAAAUGACGAAGAAGCAGUUGUGGAUAGAGGUGGAACACGUUCUAUUCUCAAAACACACUUUGAGAAAGAAGACUUAGAAGGUCAUCGAACAUUAUUUAUUGGAGUUCAUGUGCCCCUGGGUGGAAGAAAAAGCCAUCGUCGUCACAGGCAUCGUGGUCAUAAGCAUAGAAAAAGAGACAGAGAGAGAGAUUCGGGACUGGAGGAUGGACGAGAGUCACCUUCUUUUGAUACCCCAUCACAGCGGGUACAGUUUAUUCUUGGAACUGAGGAUGACGACGAGGAGCACAUUCCUCAUGACCUUUUCACAGAACUGGAUGAAAUCUGCUGGCGCGAAGGGGAAGAUGCCGAGUGGCGAGAAACAGCUAGGUGGUUGAAGUUUGAAGAAGAUGUGGAAGAUGGAGGAGAAAGGUGGAGUAAGCCCUAUGUGGCUACACUUUCAUUACACAGCUUGUUUGAGUUGAGAAGCUGUGUUCUGAAUGGGACUGUGCUACUGGACAUGCACGCCAAUACUUUAGAAGAAAUUGCAGGUGAGUCUUUUGUUACCUUAGUCUACUUAAUUCUGAUGAGUUCAGCUGAUUUUUAUUGUUUGUUUCCUGACCAUGUCAUAUAUGUGUGA
Molecule: messenger RNA, 654 nt
Organism: Acomys russatus (golden spiny mouse)
Lineage: Eukaryota; Metazoa; Chordata; Mammalia; Rodentia; Muridae
Product: sodium-driven chloride bicarbonate exchanger-like
Exons: 5
Coding region: 1-654 (217 amino acids)
Biological process (GO): monoatomic anion transport
Cellular component (GO): membrane
Molecular function (GO): monoatomic anion transmembrane transporter activity
Source: RefSeq, a predicted model, not a curated record